AUCUCUAAAUGGCCUUGAUGUAGUUUGCGAAAUGUGAACAGUGGUUGUACAGUGUGAUUUUUGUAAGUUUGGAGCAGCAUCUUAUCUUGGUAUAUCUAUCCGUGAUACAAGAUUAUUUCAAAGUAGUAAAUUUGAUUUAAUUACUUCAUAUAAAAGUAUAUUUAGCCAUUAUAGCAGUACAUCAUGGCUAGUCAAACUCAGGGUAUACAACAGCUGCUCGCUGCCGAGAAAAGAGCUGAUGAAAAAGUAAACCAAGCCAGAAAACGCAAAGCAGCAAAACUUAAGAAGGCUAAAGAGGAGGCUCAAGCUGAAGUUCUUCGAUUCCGAGAAGAGCGUGAAAAGCAGUUUAAAGAAUAUGAGAAACAACACAUGGGUUCCAAGGAGAGCAAUGCUGCAUUUAUUGAAGAAAAUACUCUGAACAAAGUAUCAGAAAUGAAAAGUAAUGUUGCAGCUAAUAAAGAUAAAGUCAUCCAGUAUUUGAUUAGUCAAGUGUUUGAUGUGCAACCUGAAGUGCAUAAAAAUUUCAGAUAUGAAAUUAAAAAUUAAAUCAUUUUUCUCUUAUAUUUAUAAAUUGUUGAAAAUUGAUGCAUACAUGUUAAAAAAUUUUGUGCUUGUGUACUCUGAAUUAUGUUUAUAAGAAUAGUAACUGGAGAAGUUCCUUCUAAAGGUAAUGACUAGUAAAUGUUUAAAAUUAUUAUUGAGAUAUAAAAAUAUGUAUUUAUAGUUAUUUAACGAUUGCAUGUAUUUCAGUGCAGUGAGAGUCAUUACUAAGGAUACAGAAGAGGAAUUCGAAAAGUUAAUUUAAAAUUUAUUACUCAAACUAUCAUGGUACUAUGAUUGGUUAAAAGAAAAUGCCUAAUUGUAUCUAGAAAAGGAAGAAAUGUCCAAAAGGCUUGAGGAAUCCCCCCAUAUAUGUUAUUAUUUACUUGACAUAAUUUACAAUUACAUUAUGUGAUUAAAUAUAUUUUUUAAAUAAAUUUUUAGCCUGCAAUAGCAUCUUCAUUAAAUUAUAGAUGACUUUUCAGUAUAAAAAAAGUUUCCUGUCAGAUGCUGCUUAGUGCAUUGUGUCCGAUAUCUUUUAAUAGGAAAAUGCAGAAAGAAUAACUGGAUGAAAUAGAUACCUUUAAAUUUCAUGAUAUGGUUAGAUUAUGUUGAUAUAAAGUUUUAAAAAAUAGCAAAAUGAUGUUUUCUCUUUCUGCAUAUAUAUUUCAUACAGACAUAAAUUUGAAAUACAUGUUUUAUGAAUUAGCUUUAAAACUAGAAUAGUCAGUGUUUUCAAGGAGCAUCAUUCAUGUGACAUUUGUGAGCAAAAUGAAUUUCAGAAAUAUAUUAAAUAUUAUGUGAUAAUGGAAAAUAUUAGAAAAGUAAAACUGUAAAUGAAAUGCUUUAUUUUAAUACUAGUAAUUUUGCUCCAUUAUUUUAAUAAAAUUGUCUUGCAAUGUAUGUCUUCUGUAGAAUUUCUGACCGAGUAGUCUUUUCUUUCCUUAGUAUUAUUCAUAAGAUUCUAUUUUGGUAUGGCAACGUAAUGCAUUUAAUAGUAAAAUACAUUUAUAUUGUUUUAGAAAUGGCAGUUACUGUUCUAAACUGUUAAUCUGGUAAAACUCAUGCAAAAUUUUAAAUGUUCAAGCUUGUAAUUAAAAAAAUUCUAAAAUUCGAAUGCUAAGCACAGUGUCAAUUUAUAAAAACUUUUGAUAUUUAUGUAUGUUUAAUAUUUGCAUUAUAUCAAAUAAUUUCAUUAGUGCUAUAAUGUAGAAGAUGUGCUAAACUUAUUAUGUGUUUUCUCUAUGUUAAUGUUUAAAUAGUGCAAAAUGUCGACUUUUUGAAAAUAAAUUUAUUGGUAUCUGCUUUUAAAUUAUCAAUAAGAAAGACAUUUUUAUUUCAACUUAAAUAUCUAGCACGGUUGCGAGGUUUGGAUGUUUUUAUGCAAAAGAACUCUCGUAUGGUUUGGAUGAAUUUGGUAUGUGGAGGUUCUUUUAUUUUAAAUGCAUUAAAUGCAUUUUGUCAAUAUUUUGUAAUGUAGCAAAUAGGGUUUAAAAUCCUAAAUACUUAUCAGAAAUAUUGUUUCAGGAAAUUUUUUAUAUGUUAUAAAGUAACUAUUUUUAUAUAUAUUUUCCAUUAACAUUCCAAGGUAACUUUUUCCUUUUAAAUAUUACCAUGGUUCAAAUUUUAAUUGUUUUAAAUAAUAUUUCAAAAUGUGUUGCCAGUUUUGCAUUCUAUAAUAUUCUGCAGCAAUCUGUAAGCAUUAGAAAAUUAUGCUUUUUUGGGGGUGCAAGGGUGGGGCGGGAGAUAGUACUUGAAUGAAUAUUAUUUUAAGUAUUUGGGUUUUUCUUUUUCAGGAUUUUUAAUAUCAUAGAAGAAACACUUUUUUUUUUUUUUUCUUCUUUUUUGUAUUAUGCAUUUUUACUAUUAUAUUUGUGCCAUAAAAUUAUGAAACAUCAAAGAUGAUUUUGACAUGAUUAUUUUUACUUUAUUUGUAGGAAAUUACCCAAAUGCAUUAAAAUAAUAGACAUGAUUUAAUUUUCUUGUGCCUUUAUUUGAACAGAGAUUAAUGGAUUCUAAGUCAUACUUUAUAUAUUAUUUGUACAUUUUGUUGAAUUAUAUAUUUAUGAAAUGUAAACUGUUAUUUAAUCAGUUCAUCAUGGUAGCAACAUAUUUUGUGUAUUUAUAAUAUAUUAAAGAUGUUUUAUGUGUGA
Molecule: messenger RNA, 2693 nt
Organism: Stegodyphus dumicola
Lineage: Eukaryota; Metazoa; Arthropoda; Arachnida; Araneae; Eresidae
Gene: Vha13
Product: V-type proton ATPase subunit Vha13
Biological process (GO): synaptic vesicle lumen acidification
Cellular component (GO): vacuolar proton-transporting V-type ATPase, V1 domain; vacuolar proton-transporting V-type ATPase complex
Molecular function (GO): proton-transporting ATPase activity, rotational mechanism; ATP hydrolysis activity
Source: RefSeq, a predicted model, not a curated record